Cucumis sativus (cucumber) is the source of this 2551-nucleotide messenger RNA. RefSeq lists its product as uncharacterized. Gene Ontology annotation, molecular function: protein binding; ribonucleoprotein complex binding. Gene Ontology annotation, biological process: alternative mRNA splicing, via spliceosome. Gene Ontology annotation, cellular component: nuclear body; cytoplasm. The coding region runs from base 318 to 2120 and encodes 600 amino acids. The record is from RefSeq and is a predicted model, not a curated record. Lineage: Eukaryota; Viridiplantae; Streptophyta; Magnoliopsida; Cucurbitales; Cucurbitaceae. The transcript is spliced from 14 exons.
GAAAAACAAAAAGAAGAGGAAAGAAGAUAAAAACGAAUGAAAUUGAAAUUAGGAGAGAUGGAUGAGCCAAAGAAAGACUAGUUACUACAUUAUGCUUCUAAACUUGUAAAGAUAAAUAAUACUCCAGCUUGUUUGGGCAGAAGGGACGGCGGUCGGUUUCUCGGGUCGUCUGGAACACCUUUCAGAAACAAAACCAGGUUUUCCCAAUUCGUAGCGUCGUUUCUCAUCGCCGGUUCCGCCAUAUUCAAAUUUCUCUCCAAUUCCGACAGGCAAUUGAUCAAUUACAGGAAAGCUUUCGAAAUUUGAAACUUCCGGCGAUGCCGACUUCUACUGCAGGAAUUGCAGGUUCAGGAGAUUCGUCCAAUACUAUAAUUGGUUCUAGUGCUGAAGAUAAAUCCCUCAAGGAAUCAGCUGCUGCUCAAUCUCAAUAUCGUGCUCAAAAUGAAGUGCAAGAACUUGAAAAGUCUAGCAAACAACUUUAUCCUUGCCAACCGGGAGAAGCUCAGGGUGCUGUGGCAAUACCUGCUGAUCAAGAGACAAACCGAAGUUCCGGGAACGAUCAGAACAUUGUUCCCCAUCAUGGUACGUUUAACAACAUUGCUGUCUCAUCUUCUAGCAACUUCAGGUCGAAUGUUGACGAUGCGAGAGACAUUGACAUUGCUGUUCAGGAUGCCGUGUUAAGGGAACAGGAACUUGCUACCCAAAAUAUUAUUCGUAGCCAAAGAGAUUCCGUGGGUGCAGAUGGACUUCCGGUUGAGCGAUCAGAUAUCUUUUCAGAACGUUAUGACCCGAGUUCUCUUAAAGAGCAUCUUUUGAAGAUUACUUCUGAACAUCGUGCAGAAAUGGCUAUAAAAAGGGGAAAGUUGAAUCUUCCAGAAGAAGGGAACUUGGAAAUUGGAAAUGGAUACGGAGUACCUGGUGGAUGUGCUUUCUAUGGUGCUUCAAAGCCUGGAAUUGUUGCCAAUGGAAAUAAUGUGACUGGCCAGAAAAUCCAGGGACAGAUCAAGGAAGCAGAACAAAGUUCUGCUUCCAAGGCAUUGCCCGAGUACCUCAAGCAGAAGCUAAGAGCUAGGGGUAUUCUUAAAGAAGAUGCAGAACACAGCAAUUCUGUAAGGGCUGAUACAAAUUCUGACGCUGUUUCAAACACAAAGUUGCAAGGAGAAAAGCUGCCUCAUGGAUGGGUGGAGGCUAAAGACCCUCACAGUGGUGUUUCAUAUUAUUAUAAUGAAAGUAGUGGAAAGAGUCAAUGGGAAAGGCCCUCCGAACUUUCUUCUAAUACGCAACUUUCAUCAGCUGUAUCCCUUCCAGAAGAUUGGAUGGAGGCAAUCGAUCAAACAUCAGGCGUAAAAUACUACUACAAUAUGAGAACCCAUGUAACCCAGUGGGAGCGGCCUGUUGCAUCUCAUCAGACAACUUUGACACACUCGAAUGAUAAGUUUCCUGGGCCUUGGAACGACCAAACUUUGGAGCAAAGUAAAUGCAUCACAUGUGGAAGUGGAAUGACCCUCGUGCAGGGUUCAAGAUACUGCAACAGUUGUACAAGUGGGGUUUCUACAAGUUCAACCAAUGGGAUUUGGCAGGAUCAACCGUCUGAGCAAAAUAAAUGCAUGGGAUGUGGUGGCUGGGGACUAGGCCUUGUGCAAGCUUGGGGUUACUGUAUUCAUUGCACACGAAUUCUCGGUCUCCCCCAGUGCCAGUACUUGCCAACCAACAACAUUAGUAAUCAGCAGAAGAUAGAGAACGUCAAGCAUAGCGCUGAUCCCUCCAUUAAAAAAUCUGUGACAGAUAGGUCCAAAUGGAAACCUCCAAUAGGGAAAGGUGGAAAGCGAGAAAGUAGGAAGCGUUCCUACAGUGAGGAUGAUGAAUUAGAUCCAAUGGAUCCUAGCUCUUAUUCAGAUGCUCCUCGUGGUGGCUGGGUUGUGGGUCUAAAAGGUGUGCAGCCUCGGGCAGCAGAUACUACUGCUACAGGUCCUCUCUUUCAACAGCGGCCAUAUCCAUCACCUGGAGCUGUUCUGAGGAAGAAUGCUGAAAUUGCUUCACAGACCAAGAAGGGAAGCUCUCACUAUGCACCCAUUUCCAAGAGGGGAGAUGGAAGCGAUGGCCUUGGUGAUGCUGAUUGAUCUCUUCUAAUUUAUUCUGCUCCGACGAUACAGUGACCACUAUUUAUGUAGUGUAGAAGUACACUUUUCACUGGAGAUGCGACAUAUAUCUUUGACCGUAUAGCCUUACCUGAAGUUAUGGAUCAAAUGCACAUCUCACUUUCUGAAGGAGAGGAACGUGGCUGUACGAUGGUACGUUUCUUGUAUAUAUACUAAUUACUAUACUUCUAUAUGGAAAACUUGAGUCGUGGACAAAACGGUCAAUGAGGCAGAUUUUUAACCUUCACAUAUGUACCAGAAGAUUUGAAUUACUAGACAGGAGUAGAAAAUUCAAACUUAUUGUAUUUUGUUAAAAUGUUACAAUAAUUUAACUUAACGUCGACUAUACGAGACAAGCUUAGAAGUUUAUUAAUCCUACAAUUAUGCAAACUCUAAGUUUACCUUUCAUACUA